This is a messenger RNA of Letharia columbiana, 1527 nucleotides long. RefSeq lists its product as uncharacterized. Gene Ontology annotation, biological process: regulation of gene expression. The transcript has 4 exons. The record is from RefSeq and is a predicted model, not a curated record. Gene Ontology annotation, molecular function: nucleic acid binding. Bases 1 to 1527 code for a protein of 508 amino acids. NCBI's taxonomy places the organism in Eukaryota, Fungi, Ascomycota, Lecanoromycetes, Lecanorales, Parmeliaceae.
AUGGCGGAAGAACGACAGUAUGGUGUAGUCCAGCGCUGGACCGAGAAAGGCUUCGGAUUCAUCUCGCGCCCUGACUUCGGCGACAGCCUCUUCUGCCACAACAGUGAGACCCCCAACCGUGCCGCUCUGGUACCCGGAUCUAAAGUCUCCUUCGUCUACGAGAGUGAUGAGAAGGGCGGAAAGGCGAAACAAGUUCUGAUCGAAGAAGCUGUAGUGGAGAAUGAUUCGGCCCGCGAGAUGGGAACGGUCAAGAGAUGGAACGCAGAGAAAGGGUUCGGUUUCAUCGGCCGUGCUAACGGCGGAGACGACGCCUUUGUGCACAAGAAGGAGUGCGGGGGCAAAGAUCUUGUUGAGGGCCAGGCUGUGUCGUUUGUAUUUGAGGAAGGCCCAAAGGGCGCUUCGGCUAAGAAUGUUCGCGAAGAGGAGGGCGGUACCGUGACAGAAGAAGUGCGUGAGAUGGGAACGAUCAAGAGAUGGAAUGCCGAGAAAGGAUUUGGUUUCAUUGGUCGUGCUAAUGGCGGGGACGAUGCCUUCGUGCACCUGAAAGAGUGCGGAGGCAAAGACUUUGUCGUAGGCCAAGCUGUCUCCUUUGCAUUCGAGGAGGGCCCGAAGGGUGCUUCAGCCAAGAACGUCCGGGAAGAGGAGGGCAGCAUGAUGAUGGAAGAGGCUGUUGAAGAGGACGAAGGCGAACGUGAGCUUGGCAAGGUCAAGUCUUACAAUGAGGAGAAAGGCUUCGCGUUCAUCGGCCGCUGCUCGGGUGGCGACGAUGUCUUUGGCCACAAGCGAGAGUUUGGCAGUGUUGAGCCAUACGUCGGGCAGCCAGUCUCAUUCAUCCUGGAAAAUACCGAGAAGGGCGACACUGCUAAGAAAAUUCGCAAGGAGGACAGCGUCCCCGAACCCAUCCUUUCUGACGAGGGUCGUGAGUUCGGUACUGUCAAGAAUUUCAACAUGGAGAAAGGGUUUGGAUUCAUCGUCAGAAAGAAGGGAGGUGAUGAUGCGCAUAUUCACGAGAAGCAGUGCAACGGAUUGACUUUGGAGAAGGACAUGUGUGUCUCUUUUGUCUGUGAAGACAGUGGAAAAGGACCCGCAGCAAAAGAUCUCCGUCAAGAGGACCCAGCACGCGUCGCACGAGUCACUGCCAAGGUGCAUUAUGGCAAGGUCGAGCGCUACUUGGACCCUCCAGACACCAAACCAGACAGCGGCUACGGUUUCAUCACCCCACUCAACACGACCAGCUAUGGAGCACCUAAGAAAUACUACUUCCAUAUGUCGGAGAUCGAGACCCCGGACGAGUACGGCGGAAUCGAGCCUGGUACCAGCGUAUCCUUCACCAUCGCUACCGCUCGAUCAGGCAAAGGUGUCCAAGCCGUAGCCGUCACCAUUGCAGAUCCUCCGAAAGAAGACAAGGAAAACGAGAACCCUAUCCAUGCAUCCUUAGGUGCCUUGAAAGUAACGGAAGCCGACGAUACGGGUGAUGCUGCUGAUGGGGAUACCUGGGGAACUGGAGGAAGCGAUGCCUGGGCUUGA